AUGUCUACUAAGAGAGAUACCAGCGACACAGAAGAUGAAACUACAAAUGUCAUUAAAAGACAUAAGCAUGCCUUUAAGAAAAUGAGUGAAGGCUCUGCCUCUGAAUUACCAGCGGAUUAUGAAGACCAGAAUAUCGAUGAUGCUUUACUGGAACAAGAUAAUGAGAAACAUGAUGACUUGGAAGAUAAUGACGAUGAAUUGAAUAAUAAUGAAGAUGCUGCUGUCGCUGCUGCUGUCGCCUCAGCUGCUGCUAAUUACGAUCGAUUGAUUCAUGAAGACGAUUCGAUGAAGAUUGUUCACGAAGAUGAUGUGGAAGUGACGUUAAGUUCUGGUGAAAAGAAGGAAACAUCUACUGAAUACAAUGACGAGAGUAAAAAUGAAGGGAGUGAAGAUAGAGGUAACGAAAAAGUCAAGAGUUCCACAGCCCCAUCGAGAAGAGGUCGUAAGCCAAUGGCGGAUGCCGGUACUGUUGAAUGGAAACAACAGCGUAAAGAUUCACAUAAGGAAGUGGAAAGAAGAAGACGUGAAAAUAUAAAUACUGCGAUCAGUAAACUGAGUGAAUUGCUGCCUGUUAAGGAAAGUAGCAAAGCCACUACACUUGCAAGAGCUGCUGAAUAUAUUCAAAAAUUAAAGGAAACCGAAAGUGCCAACAUUGAAAAAUGGACUUUACAAAAAUUAGUGAAUGAUCAAAACUCAAAUAGAUUGAUCAGUACUAAUGAAAAACUUCAAGAAGAAUUAGGGAACGCCUAUAAGGAAAUUGAAUCAUUGAAAAAAUCAGUUAGUAAGUAUAAAGGUAGAUUAAAGGAACUUGGCAUUAAAUCGGAGGAGUCGAGGAACAAACAUAAACAUAAGUCUGAAAAUAAUGAAGAUUAG
Tetrapisispora phaffii CBS 4417 is the source of this 873-nucleotide messenger RNA. RefSeq names its product Cbf1p (gene CBF1). The transcript has a single exon. The record is from RefSeq and is a predicted model, not a curated record. Gene Ontology annotation, cellular component: nucleus. The coding region runs from base 1 to 873 and encodes 290 amino acids. NCBI's taxonomy places the organism in Eukaryota, Fungi, Ascomycota, Saccharomycetes, Saccharomycetales, Saccharomycetaceae. Gene Ontology annotation, molecular function: protein dimerization activity; DNA-binding transcription factor activity.